This is a messenger RNA of Vigna radiata var. radiata (mung bean), 3408 nucleotides long. RefSeq lists its product as uncharacterized. NCBI's taxonomy places the organism in Eukaryota, Viridiplantae, Streptophyta, Magnoliopsida, Fabales, Fabaceae. The record is from RefSeq and is a predicted model, not a curated record. The transcript has 9 exons. The coding region runs from base 11 to 3196 and encodes 1061 amino acids.
CCUUUUUAAAAUGUCCAUUGCUUCAUCAUUGAUGAUGCUGGAAAUUUUGACUAUAAACCAUUGUGAUGGACUUGAGUACAUUAUAGACACUGAUGAUGAAUAUGGCAAAGACAAUAUGAAGGCUAUCUUUCCUAACUUAAAAACGCUCUCAGUGUUUAAGUGUUUGUUGUUGAAAUAUAUGUUUGGGCAAUAUCAUGUAGCUAAUAAGGAUUAUAAGGAGAUUCAUAUUCAAUUCUCAGCAUUGGAAUCACUCUCUCUUCAUGAUCUACCAAAGUUUGUUAGCAUUUGUUCUACCAACACUCUCACUGUGACGUGGCCAUCUUUGAAGGACUUUGUGUGUUACAGUUGUUUUUAUCCAUUUUAUGGUUCUGUUAGUUAUUUGACGAUUAUCACAAGUACAGAGGAUCCAAAAGGGAUUAUAAACCAUUUCCUCACUCUGCAAACUCUACAUAUAUGGAGUUCUGGAUUUGAAUGUAUAUUUUUCCUUAAUGGACAUGGAAUGACUGAGCAACAAGUGAGUUUAAGGUUAAGGUAUUUGUCGUUGGAAUAUCUACAUCAAAUGACUUAUAUUUGGAUGGGUCCCAAGAAUUCAGUUACUCUGCAACAUCUUACCACAUUAAAAAUAAGGGAAUGUGGAAAGUUGGAAGUAAUCUUUCCUUCCUGUGUCUUAAGAAGCUUACCAGAAUUGAAGUUGCUAACCAUAUCAGAAUGCAUGGAAUUGAAGCAGAUUGUAGGGUGUGAAAAAGGAGCUUCAAAGGAUUCUUUUACGUUUCCAAAUCUUAAAAAAUUAGAAAUAUUUGGAUGUCCAAAAUUAGAAGUAAUAUUUUCGAAAUAUGUUUUAAGAUGCUUACCAGAGUUGAAUUUUCUGCAGAUAAGAAAAUGCGAAAAAUUAGAACAAAUAAUUGAAGAGGAUAAAAAAUUGUCUAAUCAUAUUUCUCCUCAACCAUGCUUUCCAAAACUAGAAGCCCUGUAUGUUGGACAUUGCCAUAAGCUGAAAAGAUUAUUCUAUGGAUCGGCAUCUAAUGACCUUCCCAAUCUUCAUCUUUUGAUCAUAAAUGGAGCCUAUGAACUAGAAGAGCUUGUUGGAUGUGAACAAGGAAAUUGUGACGAGAUAGGAAACACUAAAGCUGAGCUUCCAAAACUCAAACUUCUAAUAUUUAUGCAUCUUUCAAACUUCCACCUAGAUACUCGUUUGUCGAAUUUAAAGAUUUGUGUUGUCUACAAAUGUCCAAAUCUCUCUUUGACUUCAACAACUACUCUUGGGAAGCUUAUUGAAAAUUUUCCUUAUGAAGAAGAUUUUAAAAACACUGUAGUUGAAAGAUGGGAGUUUGAGGGCAUCUUAAGAUUAUUGAAUGAAGAUUCAGCUAUGAGUGGUAGCAGUGAGUUCACUUCAUCACAGGAGACUGGGGAUAUUGGAAAUGAGAGUAUUGAAGAGGGGCCUGCAGCAGAGGGAGCUAAGACAAAAUCUUUGUCAAAUGGUGUUGAAGACAUUAGCAUUGAAGGUGGUGUUGCAACUCAUAUUGAGUCUGGUGGCAUGGACUUACCUGCACUAGAUUCAAAGCUUGUUGAACAAGAUGAUAAGAUGAAUGAAGGAAAGCCAGGAAUAAUGUCAAGUAAAGGAAUUCAAAUAGAAGAAGGGUUGAAUCUGGUGGAUAAACAAGAGGGAAUAGAUAUUGUUUCUAAUAACAACAGUGACAUCUCUCCAGCUUCUGCAGAUAUCCGUACAAGAUUGGGAGCAUAUAAACAUUUUGUUGGUCUGGAUGAUGCACAGAUUUCUCUUCUAGUGGAGGCAAUUACUUCAUAUCCUCAUCUCUGGAAUGCUUCCAAGAAGUUUAGUGAUCGUUUUCAAGCUUGGAGGUUGAAAAUUUUGGCAGAUAUGUUGUCUUUCCUUCAGAAGGAAAGUGUCCAUAGUGUUAUUCCUGAAAGAGAAAAAGAGUUCGAUAAACUAUGUGAAGAAGCUAUUGAAGUUGGAUUUGAGAGUUUAUGGGUAGAGGAAAUGCGUCAACGUGUUGUGGCGAGGGAUCCUAAGCUGGGAGAGGACAUUGUUGCUAAGAGACAAAUAGAUGAGAAUUCUAAGAGGAAUUUAAGUUUGUUACACAAGUGUAGUAGUGGGGACAUGGUAUCAGAUUCCCAGGCUGUUGAACAAGGUGAUGGGCCUAAUAAAGAUUGGGAAGUUUCCACUUCAGAAAUACAAAGAAUAACAACAUCAUUAACAGUUGAAAGGCCAACUCCGAGUUAUUUGUAUAUUCCUAUACGUGAAACACCCUCAAAUCCAUUGGUGGACACACAGCAGACUAGUGAACAGUGGUUGAUGAAGCAGAAAAUACCAGUUGGUGAAAUUCCUAAGAGUAUUGUGCAAGUUGUUGUAGGGCAAACCAUAGCAAAGAACACUAAUAUGGCAGCUUCAUCCAUUCUUUCUGAAUCCGGCAGCUCUCAGUUGGACUCAAAAGUUACUUUACAAAGUAAAUCACAUUCACAUAGUGAAAUUAAGAGCAGCCAAAUUGAGCCAUGCAUUGCUAAAGAAAGUGAAGGCCAUCAUAAACUCAUUCAAGACAUUGGGGGCAAUGAUAUGAUACCAAUUGUUUUGGGGAAAGAGGGUGAAGAUAAUAUAGUUCUAAAGACCCUUGUCGAGUUAGAAAAGUAUCUGAAGAUAUCUCUGAAGGACAUAGUUAGUUCUGAGACUAACACCCUCCGUCUUUUUUCUAAUCUUAAUUUCCUGUCCAACCUUCCUUUCAAAGAUGUGAAUCUAUCAGAUGGACUCAAACAUAUUAUAGAGACUAUGCACCAACACUUCCCAACCAUUCUAUGCUCCUUUAAGCAACGCUUUGCUACCAUUGAUAAGUUAGCAAAACUUGAAGCUCGUCAGAAUGAGGUGGCCAUUAAAAUUUCUGAGGCAGAGAAUUUCAAUGAUGAAGCUCAACUGAAGGAAGUGGUUUUGAAGGAACAAAUCAAUAGGUUGAAGGAAGAAAUAAAAGUUUGUGAGACUGCCUUAUCAUCUCUGGAUGAGGGGAAAAAUAAAUGCAUUGCGGAAACUAUAAGGUACAAAAAGGAGCUUGAAAAUGUGAGAAAAAACAAAUCUCAAGUGGUGGAAGAUCAAACAAAAGUUGAGCAAGAAUUGCUUCAAAUGGCUUAUAAAUGGUCAGUUCUGUGUAGUGAAUAUGAGCUCGAUCGCAUGACUGCUAGAAAUCCCUCGUGAGGGUUUUCGUUGUUCAUUGUUAAUAAGACUUCCAACUAUACUAUAAUGUUGAGACUUAACUUUUUCACGUAGCUUGAUGUCCUGAAUAAAUUUAACAUACAUUUGUUACCUUGUUUGUUGUGUAAGAUGGUUCUCUUGGUGAGACAAAGACAAAAGAUCUGUUAUGAAAAACCAAAAGUACUAUUUGUUCUAUUAUGUAACUUGUAGUUUCA